UGUCAUUUAAUUUAACUGAUAACUAUAUUUUAGAGGAAAUAUUUUUAUUUUAAUAUAUAAUUAUGACGAGAGAAAUAAUUACCAUACAAUUAGGACACUAUGCUAAUUAUGUUGGUGCGCAUUGGUGGAAUUUACAGGAGGCUGGUUUUUCAUUUGAUUCAUCGAAACCCAGUGAAAUAAAUCAUGAUGUUUUGUAUCGUGAAGGAGAAACACCACGAAAAGAAGUGACAUUUACACCACGACUGCUGGCGGUUGAUUUAAAAGGAUCAUUGGGAUAUUUAAAUGAACGAGGUUUUUUGUACGACGAUCCUAAGGAUGUCAAGAGCCUUGAAUGUUUGUGGGAAGAUGGUAAAGUGGAAAUUACUGCAGAGGAACCUAUUCCAGUUGCUCCGUUUGUUCAUAGUCUUGAUACAAAUUCAGCAAGUGGAGACGGUAAAUUAGACGUGACAAAAUUAAAUUUUGAAAAUGAUGUGACCAGUUGGACUGAUUAUUUGGUACCACGUUUUCAUCCGAGAACUGUUAAUAUUAUCAGGGAGUACAAGCAUCAGUGUAAAGAUAAACCCUUUGAUGUAUUUAAUUAUGGGUUUAAUUUACUGAAGAAUGAAGAAUUUUUUGAUGAAUUUUCUGAUAGAAUUAGACAGUAUGCUGAGGAAUGCGAUUCACUUCAAGGUUUUCAAGUAUUGAUGGACUCGACAGAUGGAUUCAGUGGAUUUGGGUCAGCUUGUCUGGAAUAUUUACGUGACGAAUAUGGAAAUAGUAUUUUAGCUUUUCCACUAAUCGAAGGCGGAUCUAAUGAAAUGUCAGCAUCAAAUUUAAUAAAAGUAGUUAACACCGCACUAUGUUGGGAAAAACUUGGCGAACAUGCGUCGUUAUUUAGUCCUCUGUCUUGUGGAGAGCAAGGUUGGCCUUGUCCAGGACCGCAACGUAAAUUCGAAAAUUUAACUUACGAUCUUAAUUUAAAAUAUCACACCAGCGCAAUACUGGCGACUGCUCUAGACACUCUGAGUCUCCGAUACCGUCACAAAGAAUUUACAAUGUCAGCUUUGUCAGACUUGUGCGCUGAUUUAAAUAAAUUGGGACGUAAAGCCGCGGCUACAAGUCUCAGUUUGCCAUUCCCAAUGACCGUUAAAAACGAUUUGAUUGACGUGUUGGAUAAUUUAGAGGGACCACUCUGGACAAGUCUAACUCCCAGUUGUAAAAUAAUUAAAGACAAAAGUAUGCACAGUCUCGCACUGCGUGGUGUCAAUGAAGAUCGACUUAAGAGGCCACUUGCUGAGGCUAAAAAACAAAUGGAGAAACCGGCUUAUCGGUGCUCAAGUGUUCAUGAAAUGAUGACUAUGUAUCUUGCGUACUCUUGUCAUGCUUCUGCUUGUUAUUUGACGACUGCUGAAGCACCUCUUAAUGUCCCUGUUCCAUUCCCAAGAAUUUUUAACAACAAUGUCCAUGCGAAUGGUGAUAUUGCCAGCUGGCCUGUCGCUGAAGAUGUUAAAUCCAUUCCUGUCCUUGCUGGGCUCCACAGUGGCAGUGGAUUAGCUUUCAUGUUCAAUUCACUCCACACUCAAGCUUCAAGAGUCAAAAGCAUCAGGAGGUUUCAUAUGUUUGAAGAAUCUGGUCUUGAACAAGAUGAUUUCAUUCACUGCUUGAAUUCCUUACUUGAUAGCAAAGAAUCUUAUGAAGAUAAUUACAUUUAAUUUAAUGUAUUAUUAAGUUUAUAUACUUUUACAAUAUAAUUUUAUACUUUUAAAUGUU
This is a messenger RNA of Microplitis demolitor, 1749 nucleotides long. It is a transcript of the gene mst, whose product is annotated as protein misato. NCBI's taxonomy places the organism in Eukaryota, Metazoa, Arthropoda, Insecta, Hymenoptera, Braconidae. The coding region runs from base 63 to 1691 and encodes 542 amino acids. Gene Ontology annotation, cellular component: cytoplasm. The record is from RefSeq and is a predicted model, not a curated record. The transcript is spliced from 5 exons. Gene Ontology annotation, biological process: mitochondrion distribution.